UUGUCUCAGAAACCAUCCCAUUCCAGUUAUAAGUACGAGGUAAUGGCCUCAUGUCCUAGCAACUGUUCAAGCAAGCUAGGCAAGCCGGCCUCCUAACUCCGACAAGAUGGAUCACACGGAGGGAGAAGCAGCGGAAAGAACCGAAUGUGAAUCCGAAAAAGUAGAGCUUUUGCUCAAUUUUUCCAUGGAGCGCAACGGUGAUGGGCUGGGGUGAUAGACUCACAUGCUCCGAAUGAUAGACAGCAAGGGUGUAUCAUGGAGUCUGCGAAAUCAUUUAAAAUGCAUGCAUUUCUCCUAACCUUGACGUAAAGAAAUGAUCGACAAACAGGCUACAUCAUCUCUCAGCCUCAGAUAGAUUGCGUGAUCGUCACGAUUGAUCUUCAAUUCCUUUUCAGCUUCAUAUUCGGCUACCUAGGUACCAAGGUAGACAAAACUCCCACCUCACAAUGAAGUGGACCCCCAUCGCGGCCAUCGUCGUCUUCGGCGCGAUGAACGUGGUCGGCCACGCGACGUUCCAAGAUCUUUGGGUCGAUGGCGUCGAUAUGGGCGCCACAUGCGCAAGGCUCCCGCUAUCGAACUCGCCUAUAACGAACGUAGCAUCCAAGGAUAUCGCCUGUAACGCUGGGACAAGCCCCGUGUCGAAGAAGUGUAGCGUAGCGGCAGGCUCAACAGUGACGAUUGAAAUCCACCAGCAACCCGGUGACCGCACCUGCGCCACCGAAGCCAUCGGCGGCGCCCACUACGGGCCCGUGCAAGCAUACCUAAGCUCCGUCUCCGACUCCUCUGCAGCCGACGGGUCAACCGCAUCCUGGUUCAAGAUCUUCGCCGACACGUGGGCCGCGAACCCAUCGGGUGGCUCAGGCGACGACGAUCACUGGGGCACCAAGGACAUCAACACGUGCUGCGGCCGCAUGGACGUCAAAAUCCCCGCGGAUCUCGCGGCGGGGGACUAUCUACUUCGGGCCGAAGCGCUGGCGCUCCACACUGCGGGGCAGAGCCAGGGCGCGCAGUUCUACGUGACGUGCUUCCAGCUGACCGUCACGGGCGGCGGCAGCGCUAAGCCUGCUGGCGUCUCGCUGCCUGGCGCGUACGAAGCUAGCGAUCCAGGCAUUCUUGUUAACAUCCAUGCCAAGUUGAACUCCUACACAGCGCCUGGUCCGGCCGUUUAUGCUGGCGGUUCGACGAAGAGCGCUGGCUCACCUUGCGCUGGCUGUGAGAAUACGUGCAAGGCGGCCCGAAGGCGUUUGCGUUAUUGAGUAUGCAAGCUUUUCCAAAUUACCUACCUACUAGCUUUCUGUUUGAUCGAGCAGGGGUUGCAAUAAAUUCAACAAUUAUGCU
Messenger RNA from Hypoxylon fragiforme, 1338 nucleotides. Its product is annotated as glycosyl hydrolase family 61-domain-containing protein. The transcript is spliced from 2 exons. NCBI's taxonomy places the organism in Eukaryota, Fungi, Ascomycota, Sordariomycetes, Xylariales, Hypoxylaceae. Bases 447 to 1256 code for a protein of 269 amino acids. The record is from RefSeq and is a predicted model, not a curated record.